UUUUGUAAUUAAGUUUUCAAAGCAUCUUCAAAACGUUAUUCUCCGACAGGGCAUUUACUUUUGUGUUUAUCGCAACAGUAACGAAACGACAAUUGGCUCACGCGAAGUGUCUCAUGACAUCUAUAGUGAAAUAGGCUACAUAUAAGCUAAAAUUUAAUGAUGACACCUUCACUGAGGAAAUCUUCUCCGUCUCGAUUACAUAAGAAUUAACUGAUAUUGGUGUACUUACAAACUCUUACAAGCAAAUAUGUAUAACAGCCAACUACCAGACGAGUCAUGGGUCUUGAAUUGUUUAGGUCUUAGCUUAUCGUCAGAGGAGGAAACCAGUUUGUUAAUUUCCUUAACAGACUUGUACAAUUAUUUUUAUGUAUAGCAGUCAGAGAGAAAGCAAAAUUUUUAUCUUUUAAUUUCAAAUUUAUGCUGCAUUUAUAGUAUUUUGUAUUUUUUUUAUUAUCGUUUUACAAAAUUUUGCAUUUUGGAUCUUCCAACCUAGCAAGCUACAUGGAUCUCCUGUAAGACUCGGUUUCAGAAACCGGGGGAGAUGACGGAGCUCAGACACAGGAGAGAGGCGACAUGCGGCGAAUCAGACGACAUCCUGAGCAAGGCGUCCGCGGAGCUUGGCUCUUCCCCUGUUCCGCUACCUGAAGACAAAGCAGAAGGCUUGGCCUCCGAGGAGCUGCAGCAGCCAGGCUCCGUUGACGGAUGCCCAGCAAGCACUUCGGGGGCAUGGGAGCAGAUGGAGGAGGAGACGGAGGCGAAAGAGGAGAGCAAUAAGAAGGGGGACGAGGAAGCAGAGCAUUCAGAGCCCUGUGACGUCAAAAGACCAAGGAACUUUGGCAAAUCUGUUUUAGUCCAGCGCCUGGUGAAGCUCCUCUUUGGCUGCCUGGCAGCUGUGACCUGUGGCAUGAUGUAUGCCGUCUAUCUCUCCAUCUACCAUGAGAAGAAGUUCUGGUUCUCGAGCAGACAGGAGCUGGAACGGGAAAUUACCUUCCAGGGUGGCAAUGGACUCUACUAUUACUACUAUAAGCACAUGCUGAAAGCGCCCUCAUUCGAGAAAGGAAUAUAUGAGUUGACACGGGACAACAGGACCGUUUCGGCCCUGACUAUCAACGCAGUGGAGCAGCUGUUCCUGUACCCUGAGCUUGUCACCAGCUUCCUCUACAGAGUCACCGGCAGUCAGGAUGUGAUCGAGCCAGUGUACUUCUACAUCGGGGUGGUGUUCGGCCUGCAGGCCAUCUACGUCACGGCGCUCUUUGUCUCUAGCUGGGUGAUGAGUGGCACCUGGGUGGCGGGCAUGUUGGCCGUGGCGUGGUACAUCAUCAACAGGCCGGACACGACGAAAGUGGAUUACGCCAUUCCACUGAGGGACAACUGGGCCCUGCCUUAUUUCUCCUGCCAAGUCGCUGCCUUAACUGGUUUCCUUAGAAACAACAUCCACUCCUCCAUGGAGAUGUUCUGCUACCUUCUCAUGAGUGCUUCCACCUUCACCUUCAUCCUGAUCUGGGAGCACGGGCACUACGUGGUGUUCGUCCAGGGCCUGGCGCUCUUCUUGCUCGACUGCUUCGACCUUGUGCAGCCCCGCAAGAUGGCGGACAUCCAUAAGGUGUAUCUGUGCUCGCUGCUGCUGGCCUACCCACUGCAGUUCCAGAACCCCAGCCUGCUCAGCUGCCCCCUCCUCUGCCUCCUGGUUGGCUCAGCGCUUGCCAGGUACUUGCAGCACAACUUGAAAGUGGGCCCCCCGCUGGCCAGACUUAUGAAGAUACUAUUGCACUUCUACCUGGUUUUCACUAUCGGAAUCACUUUCAGCUAUCUGGUCAAGAAAAUCAUCCCCGUCCGUGAAAGUGACCAUAUACUCAAAUUUCUUGAGGCGAAAUUUGGGCUCAACUCCACAACGGACUUUGUGACAAACCUGCUGCUGUGUCAGGAUGACCUCCAGAGCCCCGGCCAGGACUUCUUCCUUCGGCUGACGCAGGCGUCUGUGCUGCCCUUCUACCUGCUCGUCCUGCUGGUGUGCCUCCUGUCCGCCCUGCAGGCCAUCUACUGCCGCCUCAGCGGCCAGCCACUGAAGAGCUCCCCCCGCCUGGAGGACGGCCUGAUUGGGCAGCAGCCGGAGGUCGUCUACCAUGUGUUCCACACCCUGCUCUUCGGGGGCCUGGCCAUGCUGUUUGUGGGGAUGAAAUACCUCUGGACUCCCUAUGUCUGCAUGUUCACAGCGUUUGGCGUCUGCUCCCCAGAGCUCUGGGUCACAGUGUUCAAGUGGCUCAGGCUGAAGUCGGUCCAUCCUGUGGUGCUGGCUCUCAUACUCAGCACAGCUGUUCCCACCAUCAUCGGGUUCAGCUUGUGGAGAGAGUACUUCCCCCGGCUGAUCACGGAGUUAUCCGAGCUGCAGGAAUUCUACGACCCGGACACGGUGGAGCUGAUGAACUGGAUCAAGACACAGGCCCCUAUGGCAGCCGUGUUUGCGGGCAGCCCCCAGCUCCUGGGCUCAGUGAAGCUCUGCUCCGGAUGCAGUGUGACCAGCCUGCCCCUCUACACUGACAGUACCCUCCUCAGGAGGAGUGAGAGCAUUUACCAGGUCUAUGCACUACGGUCCGCAGAGGACAUCUACAAGAUCCUGACGUCGUACCAGGCCAGUCAUGUGAUCAUCGAGGAGGCGGUCUGCAGCGAGCUGGGUCCACCCAAGGGCUGCAGGAUAAAAGACCUGCUGGACAUCUCCAAUGGCCACGUCGUUUAUGAGAAAGGAGAGAUGUAUGCCUUCUCCAAGUACGCACGCUUCUGCCAGGAGAUCAAGAUGAACUACUCGCCCUACAUCAACUACUUCACCAGGGUCUUCUGGAACCGCUCAUACCACAUCUACAAAGUGAACGCCGUGGUCUCCUUCCAGUACUGAUGACAGGGACUGUCUGCCUUUCCAUCUCUGUCUCUGUCUGUAGGUCUGUCUCUGGUUGUGUUCAGUCCCUCUAAAAAGCGCUGUAAUGAAGCCACCUUGAUGUUUCAUUUACUGGGACAAACAUCAGGGCAAAUUGCAUCUCUUAACUGGCCAAAGGAGCCAAAUACCCAGGCUCUCGCGACCCAGGCUGCUGUUUUUGUUGUCGUUGUCGUUCGUAUCCAGGUAUUCGUCCUCUGCUCUGUACUGGGUUGAAGAUAACUGGUGUUUACUGUCACUUUGGGGCGUGCGUGUGUGUGUAUGUGCGUGCGCUGUGCAGCUCUGUCUGCUAUGACCUGCGUGAGCCUACAGGACACGUCUUCUAGCUUUGCCCCUCCUUUGCCGAAUGACCGCAGCUGCAGCUCCCAAUACCAGCUUUUUGUACAUAGGCAGUAAUCUGUAUCCAGCCUCUGCCGGUCUGAUGACAGCCCUUAGCAUCUAUGGCCUCCAAACUCUAUUUGAUUCAGAGUGAAUUAUCCCAAGGCACUGACUGCGUAAUCCUACCCCUGGGUUCCCAAAGAAUGCCUAGUUAUCUAGUUACCAGUAUGAGGCACAUAAAGUCGUAGGUAUUAUCAAUGCCUUGUGUCCAGCCUAGAAAUCCCAAUGCUGUUAUGGUUCCAUCACUGCAGGCUGCUUGCCUGAUGGUGCGGAUUCGUUGGACGCACCUACAGCAAAGCCCAUGAAUCACUGCUGGGUUUUUCAGUUUUUCAGAGUGCCGUGAGGUCGCCGUGGAGCAGAGUGGAGAAAUCCAGCAGCCAUGUUUGACGUCUGUUCCGCAUUCGCCUCCUCACAAAUGGCGUAGGCGGAGGUGCUGACUGAGGUGGUGUCAUGGAUGAGUAUUCUGGUCUCUUUUAGACCAGGAGGGGUCUGGCUCUGUUUAAGAGAAACAUAGCAUGUAAAAUGGGGGCAGUAGGCUUACAUGGUUCAAUUCUUUUUUGCUUGUUUUUGUCCGUGUUUUAGAUUUUUUUAACUGUCUUGUUAUGUUACAAACCAUGUGAUGUAUCUGAUGUUUGCGCCAAAGAUAACGUCCUUGUCUGAGGUUUCAAAAGCUGCUUUUUGAAUAUACUUUGAAUUUGUGUAAAUAUUCUUAUUUAAAACUCAUCGUAGUUCAUUUCUCUCUUGCAGUGGAUUUUAUUUAGGAAGGCAAGGUGUUAGGUACUCUAUGCAUUCAUCAGACAUGAUGCAGGCCUAACGCUGGAAGGGCAGGCUGUUGCUUGACUGGGGGGGGGGGGUGACUGUGCCUGGACCCGGUCUGCAGGUCAGCCGGAUGCAGGGCACCCCCCUGAGCCAUCGGGGAGGACAGGGGAAGGUGCACAGGCAGUAGAAUCCUUUGUGCACAGAGGCCAUGUCUGGUGUUGCUGCUUUUCUGUUCCUGGUGUGUGUGUGUGUGUGUGUGUGUGUGUGUGUGUGUGUGUGUGUGUGUUUCUCUUUUAUUCUGAUGAAGGUGCUUGGUGGGAGGGGGGUCUGUGUCAUGGGCUGAGUUGCGUCAGGCCUUACCUGGAUAUUAGUGAAUCAUUAGAUGGACGUUAAUUAUCUGUUCAGCGUCAUGAAUGACACAGUUGCUGUCUGAAACGCCUCGCUUCUGCAAAAUGUUCCUUGUGCCUUUUACUUUUUCUUGGGGGGGGGGGGGGGGUGCUCUAGCCACAUUUCCAUCCAGAACACGCUCUCCGUGUGUCCGGCUCUGUGUCUGACUCUGCAUUCCACCCCCAAGGCACCAUUUGUCGUAACAGAAUGGGGCGGUGUUUGGCUCGGGGUGGGGGGCGGGCUGCUGUGCCUAUGAGUGGAAGGUUGCUGGUUCAAAUCCCGGGGUCUGCAGUGCAGGGAUGCAGUAGAAGCAUGGAUUCCCUGGCAGUAAAAUUAUGAAUUUUGUUGGGACCGGGUGACAUUUUCUCAGGGGGCCCAGACUUGUCCCCCCUGCGGCAGAAUGAUUUCACUGUUGAGCCCCUGAGUGAGGCUCUUUAUCCCCAAAUGCUCCAGGGACUGACUGUCCCUGCGCUCUCAGUUGUAUGUCACUUCUGAUAAAAGCGUCUGCUAAAUAUGUAAAUGUAGAAUGGUUUUAGAUGUCGGCAAGCUGCCCACUCGCUCUUAAGCCGUGUUCUGCAGACUGCAGCUCUCUUGGUGAAUAGUAGACAAUCUGGGAUGUAUUUAAAGAAAAGUCAAUACUGCAGGUGAUUCUUUACCGCUCUUUUUAAAAAAAUCUUUCAAAUUAUAGUGACACUAUCCCAGACUGUGUUUUAAGGGAUAUUAGGAAUUGAAAGAAAGUCAAAAUGGCCACUAGUUAAACUUAUAUGCUAAACAGCUCUUCAUGUUACCCCAGCGUCUGUUUUACUUCUGACAAGAUGGUCCUUUGUGUUCUUCUCUUGUGUUAUAGUGUUACAGUAAAGUAUGCUCACAUAUUAAAGGAUAUUUAAUAAAAGUGACUUAACCUGGAUCUGCUGGUAAUAAUAAGUGACAAAUGUAAACAUUUGGGUUACAUUCUCUUUUCUAAAUAACACUAUGCUAAGUUAUUCAUCUAAAUAUUACAGAAUCUCAAAAUGUCUGAUACUUAAACAUAAGUAAAUGCAAAUCAUAAUUGGAGAAUUAUACUGUGAUAUUUAAUAAAGUGCUUUUAUGGUAUUUGAUUGUAUGUUAUAAAUUUGUACUUGUGUUGUACAAUAACCAAAUUUUGAUUUAUGUUAUUUUUUAGUUUAAUUAAAGGCCAAUCUAAUGAGAUGCCUAAUCUGUUGUGUUUUCAGGCAAUAUUUCUUGUGAAGGGUUCUACAUAGAAAUAUAAAAGUUUUGUAUAAUAUGUCUAUUGUUUGUUUUUGCUGCCUUGCAGCCACAGGAUAGGCUAAUGACCCCUGAUGCCCCUGGAUUGGAUAAGCGGUUACAAAAAAUGGAUGGAUGGAUAGGUGUUUGCUUUUGUUUUUUGUUUUUUUUUCCCCCAAAUCUGCUUAUCUGGUAAAGGGUUAGUUUGAGCCUGGAAUCUACUGAGAGAGAACAAGGCAGUGGUCACUAAAUUUCUGUAAUUGCAAAUAAUAAUGAACUCAUAUGCUAAUAAACAGCACAUGGUCUUACAAAA
Messenger RNA from Paramormyrops kingsleyae, 5987 nucleotides. Its product is annotated as probable C-mannosyltransferase DPY19L4. Lineage: Eukaryota; Metazoa; Chordata; Actinopteri; Osteoglossiformes; Mormyridae. Gene Ontology annotation, molecular function: mannosyltransferase activity. The record is from RefSeq and is a predicted model, not a curated record. Gene Ontology annotation, cellular component: nuclear inner membrane.